Molecule: messenger RNA, 1677 nt
Organism: Drosophila melanogaster (fruit fly)
Lineage: Eukaryota; Metazoa; Arthropoda; Insecta; Diptera; Drosophilidae
Gene: Fer1HCH
Product: ferritin 1 heavy chain homologue
Exons: 3
Coding region: 649-1266 (205 amino acids)
Biological process (GO): intracellular iron ion homeostasis; iron ion transport
Cellular component (GO): Golgi apparatus; extracellular region
Molecular function (GO): ferroxidase activity; ferric iron binding
Source: RefSeq, marked reviewed
CAAAACAAAAACAAAGAACAGCUGAUGCGCAUCUCAAAAGAGCGGCCAUAUUGCAUUUGAUAAAUUUACUUCUUAGUAAGUGGGGAUUAUCUGACUAGGAAACCCGACUUUAUACAAAGUAUACCCAUAUUGAGGACGUGUGUAUCACAUUGAGUGCGGCAAUUAUCGGGAAUAUUCAAUUAUCAGCCAUUUAAACGGUUAACAAAGAACGGGCGACAUGUUGAAAAGAUAACAGUGCACACUCUCCCAUCACUCACACACACACGAAGAAAAACCGAGAGCGCGCGCGCUUAAAAGUGUUUUGUGCGCCGUUCGGAGCGACAGUUCGCUUUCGAGUUCGCUAAAACACAACGUAGAAAGGCCUUAGCUCCACUGAAAAAUCAGAUUAAAGCUGUCAGCAGAAGGUACUGGAAAGCAUUCGAGAAGUCGAAAAUAAUCCCAAUCAAGCCCAUCAAAUUGAAGCAGGCGACGCCUUCUGCGCCAGUGUGUGUAAAGGCAGCUAGAUUUUCAAUUUCAACGCCUAUUUAACAUUGUAGCUCAACUCGAGUCGCCUCAUUCUCAUUUGUGCAUUUCAAGCAAAUCAAACUAAAGUGAAAAACAAAUUUUUGUUCUGUGAUUUUGUGUAAAGACUACGUUCGACGAUCAAAGAUGGUGAAACUAAUUGCUAGCCUGCUCCUGUUGGCCGUGGUGGCCCAGGCCUAUGGAGAUUUCAAGUGCUCCCUGGCUGUUCCUGAGAUUACCAAGGACUGGGUGGACAUGAAGGAUGCCUGCAUAAAGGGCAUGCGCAAUCAGAUCCAGGAGGAGAUCAACGCCUCCUACCAGUACUUGGCCAUGGGCGCCUACUUCUCCCGCGACACCGUCAACCGCCCUGGAUUCGCCGAGCACUUCUUCAAGGCCGCCAAGGAGGAACGUGAGCACGGAUCCAAGCUGGUGGAGUACCUGUCCAUGCGCGGUCAACUGACCGAGGGAGUCAGCGAUCUGAUCAAUGUGCCGACUGUGGCCAAGCAGGAGUGGACCGAUGGUGCCGCCGCCCUGUCCGACGCCCUCGACCUGGAGAUCAAGGUGACCAAGUCCAUCCGCAAGCUGAUCCAGACCUGCGAGAACAAGCCCUACAACCACUACCACCUGGUGGACUACCUGACCGGUGUCUAUCUGGAGGAGCAGCUCCACGGACAGCGCGAGCUCGCCGGCAAGCUGACCACUCUCAAGAAGAUGAUGGACACCAACGGCGAACUGGGCGAGUUCCUGUUCGACAAGACCCUGUAAGGAGGUGGAGAUAGAGAAGGCGCAGCGCCCAGUCACGCAUCAAAAUUAUCAGCCAGUCGAGUUAUCUGUUAUCUGUCAGCCCAGAGAGCCUUCCCGAGGGUCCGCUAUUAAAUCAUCACCAGCCAAGUCGGCGACUGGCCAAUAAAUUAUCCGUUCGACUGCGAUCCUCAAACCAGCACAGCAAAAUUCCACGUCUGUUCUUUCUUAUCAACCACUUGUGAUUUCCGUACACCUCGGGAGGGGGCUCCACAUUAUGCAAUCGCCGAGAUUUCGCCUAGGCUUAAGUGGAAUCGCUCAUUCGCAUAGUAAGACACUCAGCACAACCCAUUCAAUACAUCCUAUAUCUUUAUAUUUUUCUGUCAAUUAGACGAGCAAGUUCUUAAAUAAAUAACAAUAUAUAUGUAACGAAAU